UCGCAAACGCAACACCAAAAGUGUGAGGAAGGGGAAGUCGCUGGAUGGGUUUCCGCACGAGGAGUCUCCAAACAACGUCCCUGCCAUGGCAACGACGCAGAUUUGGGUCCUGUUCGUGCUUCUUUCUGUGAGUUUAGCCGAAGAAGUUAAGUUAAAUCACAAACCAGCCACAAAACCUGUGCGACUUUUUACUGAGGAGGAGCUCCAGAGAUACGACGGCAGUGAGGAAGGCCAGCCAAUUUACAUGGCAAUAAAAGGUGUUGUGUUUGAUGUCUCCAAAGGAAAAGAGUUUUAUGGUAAAGAUGCUUCCUAUAACGCUCUAGUUGGGAAGGACUCCACCCGGGCUGUGGCCAAGAUGUCCCUGAACCCAGCAGACCUGACAUCAGACACUACAGGGCUCACGGAGGAGCAGCUCCAGUCUUUGGACAGCGUGUUUGAAGGAACGUACAAAGCCAAGUAUCCCAUCGUGGGUUACACCGCAGCACGUCUCCUCAACGCGGACGGAAGCCCCAACAGAGACUUCAAACCAGAAGACCAGCCUCAUUUUCAAACCCGAGAUGAAUUUUAACAUCAUCUCAGGUUUUUGUUUUUCUACUCUGGUCAAAAGGUGUUCUGAUCUAAAGGUUUUUAUGGUUAUGUAAGAUUUGUUCCCAUUGUUCUUACUUGAUGUGAUCCCUGUGGGUUAUUUGUCUUCUCUGUUUUGACAAAUUUCUUGAGUCGUCUAUUUUUACCCUGGUUGUUGCCUUAGGCUUAAAAGAGAGAUUUUAUUAGUGCCCCAGAAAACUACCAAUAUUCAUAGAAAAUGUUCAUUUCAAAAAUGUGAAAUAAACAGGCUACUUCCUGA
Molecule: messenger RNA, 844 nt
Organism: Gambusia affinis (western mosquitofish)
Lineage: Eukaryota; Metazoa; Chordata; Actinopteri; Cyprinodontiformes; Poeciliidae
Gene: nenf
Product: neudesin neurotrophic factor
Exons: 4
Coding region: 86-568 (160 amino acids)
Cellular component (GO): endomembrane system; membrane
Source: RefSeq, a predicted model, not a curated record